AUAUAGGUAAUUUAUUUCUGCUAUAUAGUAAAUAAUUAUUUUUUUAUGUCGGAGACUACCAGGAAUUUCCUAGAUUUUGAGCCCUCAAAAAUAGAAAAAUACGUUUGUCACAGUUAGAAGUUUAAAAGUUAAAAAAUAUCCAUGCCAGGAAAAGUUAAAGUGAAAAUAUCAUCUGGUAAAAAUUUACCAGUAAUGGACAGAUCUAGUGAUACUACAGAUGCUUAUGUGGAGAUUAAAUUAGGUAGUACAACAUAUAAGACAGAUGUAUGUCGGAAAUCGUUACACCCCCAGUGGAAUACAGACUGGUAUAGGUUCGAGGUCGACGAUUCAGAAUUACAAGACGAGCCUUUGCAAAUCCGGUUAAUGGAUCACGACACCUAUUCAGCUAAUGAUGCUAUAGGUAAAGUAUAUCUUAAUUUAAAUCCUUUAUUGUUGCCCGUUGAUGGUCAGUUGGUCAAAUAUGGAUUUAAUGGUGACAGUACCACACAUCAUGAAAUUUCUGGAUGGAUACCGGUAUACGACACAAUGCAUGGAAUAAGGGGUGAAGUUAAUGUAACAGUGAAAGUAGAACUGUUUUCUGAUUUUAAUAGAUUUAGACAAUCUUCCUGUGGUGUCCAAUUUUUUUAUUCACCUACAGUUCCUCAAGGUUAUUAUGCCAAAGUAAUUCAUGGGUUUGUAGAAGAAUUGUUAGUUAAUGAUGAUCCAGAAUACCAGUGGAUUGAUAAAAUUCGAACUCCUAGGGCUUCCAAUGAGGCACGGCAGACAUUGUUUUUUAAACUUUCGGGUGAACUUCAGCGCAAGAUUGGAGUAAAAGCUUUAAAUUUAGGAGGAAAUGCAGUUAUUGGGUACAGACAGAAUUAUGAUUUGGAGGGUGAAUCUGGCAUUGUUGCAAGGGGUAUCGGGACAGCAGUUACAUUGGUAAAGUCGAUCAAUGUUGCCCUCCCACCCAGUGCCAUGGAUGACAUGAAAGAAGAGCGUGUUCAAAAUUACUUAAAAUUCCUGGGUGGCGACAAAAGCUUUCGCUUGAGCGCUACACGAAAUUUGUUAAUUCCUGUUCCUCUUACUUUUCGUCCUUAUCCUGUAUUACCAGAUCCAAACUAUUCAAGGUACAAGCAACUCUCCAAAAGAUUAUAUACUUCUUUGGAUUUGGGAAAUUUAGAAACAGCUUACUCAAACCCAGGUUUAAAUGAGGAGAUUCCACAUAUAUCUGUAAAGACUUUAUUAAAACAAGAAGAUGAGCGUGGCAUACCAAGUGGUGGAUUAUCUCACAGAUUAAAGAAUUUAAAAUAUUCACAAAACUCACUAUCAAAAAGAAUGACUGUUUUGAAAUCAAAAAUGGGUGAUAGUAUCGGUGAGGAACUGGACGAGGACGUGUCUGUUGACAAUAGAAAGAAGGAUUUCAAGAAACCUAGCAGCGAAUCGAGUAUUAUGGCUGAAUUACUAGCUAGAUCUGUUAUUCGAGCUCACAACAGUUUAAGUUGUAUUUUGGAAGUCCAAAAUCCUACACGCAAUGAAGAUGACAAUAAUGACGGUGGUACUUUGGAGAUGUUGGAACCAAUAGCAAACUUACUAAGUAAAACAGCCUCAGAACCUGCAAUUUCCUCAGAUGAUAAUGGCAGCGAAAGAUGUUUAUCUAGUUGUGAUUCUAGCAGUUCUGGUUCAGAUUAUGAUUAUGAUGAUGAAGCUCUGGAAUACACAAACUCAAAUAUUGAUCUUGAGACGAUUAGUAAUAUUGUUAAAGAUGUAGAAAUGAUACAGAAGAAAAAAGUACCACUACAGAAACAAGUAUCUAUGCCAGCUCUAGGACCUAACAGAAUUGAUUCAGUAGAUACAUUAUCCAAUAAUGUAUUCAACUUUUCCGAGGUCACAAAUAAAAAUUUUACUCUUCCUUAUGUUUGUUCGGAGGUUGAUUUACUCUCUGAAAAUGAUUGUAAUGAAAAUUCUACAAACAUGCAAGAUAUUUUUUUUGAACAAGAAAAAACGUAUUCUGCAGGAGGGAUGAAUAUAGUACCAGAGGAAGUUAGUGGUAUUUCUGAAGCUAUUAGAAGUGUUGAGAUAAAAGACACGGGUUUAGUCAAAACUGCUAUUCAAACAUUGCUUUUAGAGAAAGUAAGUCUUAUAGGGUCAUGUACCCCAGCUACGUCUCCCAUCUUUAAAAGUGAUACGGACUAUGUACAAAUUUAUGACAAACCACAUGAGGGAACUGCAAAACUAAUAAAUAAACCAAAAUCAAAAAUUCCAAAAUCGGCCAGUUCGCUCUCAUUCUCUGAUUAUGUAAAGAACAAUAAUGACACAGUUUUAGGAGCACCAUUUGCGUCAGCACUUGCACUUAACUCUGAACAUUUUAAAAGACAGAAAUCUCAGCCGUGUGUUUUUGAUAAUGUCAAAUUACGGUCUGCCUCUUUUAAAUCUUUGGGGAUAGAAACAUCUAAAUUGGAACGACAGAACUGUUUUUCAGAUACACAACUACAUAAACCUCUAAUAAAAAUAAUGUUAAAUGAAUCCUUGAAAAAGAAGCACAAUAACGAGGAACAUAAAUUUAAGUUAUUUCAGUUGAAAGAGAAAAAGGGAAGCCAUGAGUCAUCAUUAAGCGAGCGUAAAAAGCUCUUCGGUUUUUUGCACUGCAUUCGAAAAUCCAGUCAAGGUGAAUCGAAAGAACAUAAAAAUAUAAUUUCUAGAAUAUUUCAUAGCAAAAGUGAAAAGGAUGGAUUGACACUGAGAAAAUGUAAUAUAGAAGAAACAUCUGAAUCGAAAAAUUCUUGCCUUGAUGAAUCAUCCUGGACUACUACCCCAUCCUCAAAUGUACUAACUAAUACUAAUAGAACCCCUCGUAAUUUUCCCAAUGAUUUGCCUGACAAUAUGAAAAUUGAUGAAGGCUCUAAUUGUAGCAAAAUUAAGCAUGCAUGCAUAACCCCCAAUAGGCAUAACACUUCAGCACAAGCAGAUCAAAAUGCCGCUCAGAUUGGACAAAGUCCUGAACAUCAUAAAGCAGACCAAUCACCAGCUAGACCAAGUGGGGUGCCCUGUAUACAUAGAAGAUCGUCGGAUUCAGACCUGAGUAUUACACCUAAAGGGAACAGCCUAACUGGAAGUGACAGAUCGGGAGGAAUUCCAAGUGGAUACUUCAUGCGGAAUAAUGUUGUGUUGAGAUCUCAAGUUCAUCAGGAAAAUUUUGACAUGUUAGAAUAUCCCUUUCUGACAAUGACCAAGUUUCCACCUGGAUUUGUUGCUCAAAUAGGUGGUGCAGUAAGUGCCAGGUCCGUUAAAAGAUUGGAAAUUAUUUCAAAUGUUGAUGAACCAGAAUCUAGAGACACCUGGUGGUCAGAGUUAAGAAUGGAAAUACGUUCCCAUGCUCGUAGUUUGAACUGUAAUGCUGUUCUCGGAUAUUCAGAAUCAUCAAGUCUGUGUGAUGAUAUUUGCGUUUUGAGUGCAUGUGGUACAGCAGCUAUAAUAGAUUUUCAAUGUUCUGAAGAUAUUGACGAAUCCAGGCAAAAUAUAGUUAAAGAUUCUAUGAAUGUUUCAGUUGAAAGAGAUAGAAUUAAUAUGAGUAGUUGUAAUAAGGUUUUUGAAAGUCCAGAGCACACAAUGAACAAUCAGAUAAAUAGCAAUUGUACUAUUACUCAUCUUCCAUAUGAUAGCAAUAAUGUUCCAAUAAAAACAACAGCUACAAAAUGUGCAAUAUGUCAUAAAGGAAAAGUUCCAGAAGUUCUUAUAGCAACAAUAGAACCACCAGAGGCUAUUCCAUGUACUGGUAAGGGAUGCUUUAUCGAUUCUUAUAUAUGUCGGCCUUUAAAAGAUAUACGAGGCGAAUCAAUAGCCAAGGAAAUAUCUGAUGGAUUGCCUUUCUUAGAAUACGAGCUGCAUAGGUUACUUAUAAAUAAAUUGAAAAUAAAAGGUAUGAAUGCAAUCUUUGGUUUAAAGUUCCGUAUGUCUAUUGGGGAACGAAUAAUAAUGGGAAUAGCUACAGGUACAGCAGUAUAUUUGAAUCCAUUGCCGAGCCCAAUAUUACCAAAGCUGGUGUCCGACAAAGUCUCAGGUGACAAAAAAUUAGCUAAUAUUCAGAAACGUUUGAAUGACACUGUGAAGAAGAAUAAGGAAAUUUAUCAAAUUAAGGAUGAAGCCCAAAAUGGCCACGUUUUAUCUGAGGAUGAAUCUGAAGAUGAAUCGACGUCAGUAGAUUUGUCAGUAGGCAAUAAAGAUUGUUGUAUUUUAGAAGUUGAUGAUCCAGAAGAUGAGGAAGUUCUGAGAUUAUUAAUGGAAGAACGUCCACCGGAUGGUUUUCAUGUUGUAAAUACUGAAAUUGUGCCGGGUUUAGACGAUUUAGAAAUCAUAAAAAAUCUACAAAUGUUUACUCAAAUCUACAGAGUCAAAUUUCAUCAGCCUUACAAUAUUAGCAAUCAUUUUCACAGAUUAUUGCAAACUGUUUAUUUCAAAUUAAGGAGGAUGGUGCCAUGUGCCUUAUGCGAUCUCCAGUUUCGUAUCGAUUUGCCUGAACCAGAUGAAGUUCAACUUUGUGUUUUUGGUAUGGCACUUGGUUUGGGCAAGACACAAAAGAAAGCAAAGGUUAUUGUAGCAACCAAACGGAAUGGUAACUUUUUUAGUUAUGUUUUCUAUUUAGGAUACAGCAAAUUGAACAAUGAAGAUUUAAUAUUUAAGUUAGAUGAAGACCAAAUUCCUGAAAAUAGUAUAAUAUCAACCAAUCAAAAUAGGAUUUUGAAAUAUAAACAGAAGUCACCGUCUAAGUACAGACCACAAUCAGUAAAACAGAGACAUAUAGCACAUAGGGAGAGACAUGGUGUUGACAUAACACCUUUAUCCUAUGUACCUGGUGGAGUAAUUGAAAGAUAUUUGGGCAACUUAAAUUUCUUUUUUAUUAGAGAAACCACAUCAAUUCGAGAAGAAGGAGGUCUUAGUGGAUUUAUUCACAGUUUUGUAACCGAAGUUUUAGCAAUUGUUCGUGCCCACGUAACUGCACUAGGUGGAAAUGCUAUGAUUGCCUUCUUUUUGACUGAAAUCGUGCUAUUACAUAAUCUACAUAAAAACCAAGGUCAAUGCCUUGUCAACGUGGGAGGAGAUGUGGUACUAGUUUCGUACUUUAAAGAAGAUACAUAGACCUGCAAAAUCAUCUAGUACCUAUCUAAUUUUUUGUUAUGCGACUUCAUAAGUACGGAGCCGAUCCUUUUACUGCAGGAGAAAAGUUAGAUUGUCACUGUUGAAAUUAUGUAUAUAUAUUAUUUUUUCUGUUUUUCCUUAGUCACAAAACACUGCUAUUUUUAAAUAUCGUAUUAUUGUAUUAGAACCAUCCCUGUAUUUGUUAUGAUAGUUGCAAUCCCCGAAUCCUGAUAUGUUUGUAUUUAAUAGACAAGUACCUAUGUAGUUUAAUAGAGCAAUGUUAUUAUCUC
This is a messenger RNA of Anoplophora glabripennis (Asian longhorned beetle), 5402 nucleotides long. Its product is annotated as C2 domain-containing protein 5. Lineage: Eukaryota; Metazoa; Arthropoda; Insecta; Coleoptera; Cerambycidae. Gene Ontology annotation, cellular component: plasma membrane. The record is from RefSeq and is a predicted model, not a curated record. Gene Ontology annotation, biological process: protein localization to plasma membrane; positive regulation of protein targeting to membrane; positive regulation of vesicle fusion. Gene Ontology annotation, molecular function: calcium-dependent phospholipid binding; calcium ion binding. The transcript has 17 exons. Bases 142 to 5112 code for a protein of 1656 amino acids.